This is a messenger RNA of Alternaria incomplexa, 885 nucleotides long. RefSeq lists its product as uncharacterized. Gene Ontology annotation, cellular component: mitochondrion. Lineage: Eukaryota; Fungi; Ascomycota; Dothideomycetes; Pleosporales; Pleosporaceae. The record is from RefSeq and is a predicted model, not a curated record. Bases 1 to 885 code for a protein of 294 amino acids. Gene Ontology annotation, molecular function: aspartate-tRNA ligase activity; ATP binding. The transcript has 2 exons. Gene Ontology annotation, biological process: aspartyl-tRNA aminoacylation.
AUGGAGAUUUCUCUUCAAGAUCCGGUCGUCGAUGCCAUGAAGAUACGAAUAUCCGAUGACCCUAAAACGACCCGCAAGUUCGUCGCCGACUUUCUUGACAGCCCGGACGGAAAGGUCUUCCUCGACAACCCUGACGGUCAACCGGGUAUCUUCAUCGGCGAUGUUUCACAGCCCAUGCAGGGACUCGGACCACUGGGCUACCAAUACGUGAUGGAGGGCCCUGAAGCGCUGGCGGUGGAAAACGGCGACCUUCUUGUCCUCCAGGCACGACCCAACGCGCCCUUCUCGGGCGGCUCAACCAUGCUGGGAAACCUGCGUCUUGCUCUCCACAAAGCAGCCAUAGCAAAGGGACUAAUUGAAGCACCUAAGAGUACUAAAUUCGUCUGGAUCACAGACUUCCCAUUGUUCACCCCGUCGAGCGACAGUGAACCGGGCCAAGGUGGCUCAGCUGGCUUCUCAUCAACGCACCACCCUUUCACCGCUCCAAAGACACCCGAGGACGUCGACUUGCUACUCACUUCGCCUUCAUCUGCGGUAGCAGCACACUACGACAUUGUGGUCAACGGCGUUGAGCUCGGCGGCGGCAGUCGCCGUAUCCACUCCGCCGCCAUGCAAGAAUUCAUCUUCAAAGAUAUUCUCAAAAUGAAGCCCGAACGCGUAGAGGACUUCAGACAUCUGCUUGAUGUGUUGAGGAGCGGCUGCCCGCCUCAUGCGGGUAUUGCACUGGGAUGGGAUCGGUUGAUGGCUGUUAUGUGCAACAGGGAUAGCGUGAGGGAUGUCAUUGCUUUCCCGAAGAGCGGAAGAGGGGAGGAUCAGUUGGUCAAGAGUCCGAAUCGUAUGACGGAGGAGCAGUUGGAGACAUAUCACUUGAGCUUGAGGGAGUAG